Messenger RNA from Cydia amplana, 3276 nucleotides. RefSeq lists its product as uncharacterized. Gene Ontology annotation, molecular function: aspartic-type endopeptidase activity. Lineage: Eukaryota; Metazoa; Arthropoda; Insecta; Lepidoptera; Tortricidae. The transcript has 5 exons. Gene Ontology annotation, biological process: proteolysis. Bases 1 to 3276 code for a protein of 1091 amino acids. The record is from RefSeq and is a predicted model, not a curated record.
AUGGUAGUAACAAGAAGCAACCACGGCAAAGAAGAAGAAGAAAAUUCGUCAGAUGGCACCGACAAGACUCCGAGCUCCGGGGAAACGCGCACCACCGACCAGACCGGCACCACGUCGGGCACGGGCACCACGUCGGGCACAGGCACGACGUCGGGCACCGGCACCACGCCCUCAGGCACGGGCACUACGUCGGGCACAGGCACCACGUCGGGCACAGGCGCUACAAAGAAGACGCGCCCCGACCCAGAAGAGACGCCACGCACCAGCAACGCCGACGCCCACACCACCGGCAACGCAAGCAGCGCCGGGGGUCCUGCCGACACGUCGGGCAUCAGAGCCACGCCCGCGGCCAGCAUUACGGCCACGGUCGUCGAGCGCCACGCCGCUGCACUGAUGCCGCCGCCCCAGAAGCCACCUAGACCCGCUCGGUCACACCGAUCUAAGGCCUCCAGCAAGAGACUCCUCGCGGGGUUGGAGGCCAAAGAGAGGAUAGCCGAGCUGGAGUUGAAGCGCAUUCGAGCCGAAGCGGAGCUAUUGAAGAUACAGCAAGAAAGAAUAGACCUUGCAUCGUCGAGAGAAGAGUCGGAAGAAGAUGAAGAGGACUCAAAUAACAGGAUCUUACUUGUUGUAUAUAGUUUCGAGCAGGACCUCGCUCCGCAACGAAUUGCUGACUGGUUCAAUACCCGACCAGAACAAGCGACCGCAUUAGAACCCGCCCACGUAGAAGACACGCACGAACCCGCUGCGCGCGCCACUAAAUUACGCGCGCAGCCGGAACCACAUAAGGCCGAGCGUGCGAUGGACGUGUCAUCGCUAACCGCCGCACUCACAGAAGCCAUUCAAGCCAGCCCUACAGUCCAGUCCUACAAGAAGUACAUACCAGACCGGCCGACUUUCAGUGGCCUGUGCACCGAGUGGCUACAAUUUAAGGCCGCGUAUAACGAGUCCGCGCCCAGCUUCUCCGCGAGUGAAAACGUCGCCCGUAUCAGAAGAAGUCUCAAAGGUGUCGCCUGGGAGGCCGUCAGCGCCCUCCUCAUCAGCCAGCCGCACCCCGAUGACGUCAUCAAAGCACUAGAAAGAAGAUACGGAAGGCCGGACGCUCUCCUCGUCAAUGAACUGGAGAAGAUCAAAGGACUGCCGCGCCUCACCGACAGCCCGCGCGACCUGUGCAUAUUCGCCAGCCGGGUCGCGAACACUGUCACGACUAUCGAGAUACUAAAGAAGCCGCAGUACCUCUACAACCCGGAGCUACUGCGAUCGAUGGUCGAUAAACUAACGCCGAUACUUCGCAACAAGUGGUACGACUACGCAACUACGAGAGAAGAGACGCCCGAGCUUAAGAAGAUUGCCGAGUUUCUAAACAACGAAGCCGACAAGUGCACGCCUUACGCUCCGCCUGAAGUUACGACGGAGAAUAAAGAAGUAAGAAGCGCAAGAAAGAAGCCCGAGCGAACGUACGCCGCCGCGGUCGACACUAACAAGAAACAAAAAGAAGAGAAGCCGGCGUGCCCAUUAUGUGAACACGCUACCCACCAACUGCCGUCGUGCCCGCAAUUUAAGAAGAUCGACACGAACGAGCGCUGGGAAGUGGCCAAGAGACACAACAUUUGCUACCGAUGCCUCGUUAGCAAACAUCGCCGCUUCGCGUGCCGUGCGAAGCCCUGCGGCCAGCAAGGCUGCCCUAUGCGACACCAUCACCUACUACACCACGAGAAGACGUCGACGUACGCCCCCGCCGCCCCGGCCGAGCCACCUACACACAAACCAGAAGAAGUGGUGGCCUCUGCAGUGAACCAAGUCACCUGCGCGGCGGCGCGUGCGAGCCGAGCGUACCUGAAGAUAGUACCAGUCACCCUGCGCGGCCCGCGGACGGCAAUAGACACGUUCGCCCUACUAGACGAGGGCAGCACAGUAACAAUCAUCGACUCGGCACUGGCGGACGCACUCGGGCUCGACGGACCCACUGAACCAAUGUGGGUACAAGGCGUAGGGGGGAAAGAGAUGGAGCACAAUCAGAGCAGGAGGGUCGAGGUCUUCAUCAAGAACAAGCACGAGAGAGACGAACAGCGAAUUACGAACGCGCACACCAUAGACAACUGCGCGCAUCUCAGGGGGCUGAAACACAAGUUAACCUACCGAGAUGCUACCCCACAAAUACUCAUCGGUCAAGACAACUGGGAGCUGAUCGUGUCACGCGAGAUAAGAAAAGGACGGCGCGGUCAACUCGUCGCAUCAAGAACCCAACUAGGAUGGGUACUUCACGGCUGUCGCACCACUAAAGCGAAGCCUGUCGCGUACUGUUGCGCGCACCUCACACGGGCCGGGCCGGCUGAAAACAUAGAAGAAACAAUGAAGAAUUAUUUCGCACUCGAGUCACUAGCGAUCGAGCCGCGGCGGCCGAGCAGCGACCCCGAGCAGUUCGAGACCGGGCUGCUGUGGCGCAACGAGACAGAAAGAAUACCGAACAACCGCAACGACGCUCUCAAGCGGCUACACACACUCGAGAGGAAGCUGGAUCGUGACGCGAACCUGAAACAACAAUAUGAAGAACGCGUCAACAAUCUGCUUACAUCGAGCUACGCCGAGCGCGCGACCACGCCACCUAGCGAGCGGACGUGGUACCUACCUCACUUCGCGGUCUGCAAUCCAGAGAAGCCGAAGAUUAGACUGGUCCAUGACGCAGCGGCCACCUCACACGGCCGCAGCCUCAACGACAUGCUGCACGCGGGCCCAGAUUUCCUGCAAUCGCUACCCCGCGUCAUCAUGAAGUUUCGACAACACAACAUCGCAGUCUCAGCUGACCUGAAAGAGAUGUUCAUGCAGAUCAAGAUACGCGAAGAGGACAGGGACGCCCUACGCUUCCUGUGGCGGGGCGACCGCCGCGACGGGGAACCAGAAGAGUACCGCAUGACGUCCGUCAUAUUCGGCGCGUCGUCAUCGCCGUGCACUGCCCUAUACAUAAAAAAUAGGAAUGCACGAGAACACGCUACUCAGUACCCGGAGGCUGCGCGAGCGAUCGAGCGAAAUCACUACAUGGACGACUAUCUGCAAAGCUUCAACACAAUAGAAGAGGCAAGACAAGUUACCAGAGACGUCGACUACGUGCACAAGCAAGCCCAGUUUCAACUGCGUGGGUGGGCCACGAACAAAAAAGAAGCAAUAAGUGACGUCGCGGACUCCGAAGAGCGAGAGGGAAGUACUGUCCCCAUCGGCGAGAGCGAGAUAGAAAAAACGCUCGGCCUGCUAUGGGACACGAACGAAGACAGUAUUCGCUAG